AUGCUGCCGGGCGUGCCGCCCUUGGUCUUGCUUUGCCUGGCCUUCUCCUUGGGGCACCCCUGCCCCGCCACCUGCAGCUGCACGGACACUCACACGGUCGACUGCCGGGGCCGGGGGCUGCCCGGCGUGCCCACCCCCUUCCCCCUGGACGUGCGGAAGCUCCUGAUGGGCAACAACAGCAUCCAGAGGGUCCCGGAGGACUUCUUCCUCUUCCACAGCGACCUGGUCUACUUGGAAUUGAGGCACAACGCCAUUGCUGCCCUGCCGGACGGCGCCUUCGCCAGCUCCGGCAAGCUGCUCUACUUAGAUCUGAGCUACAACAACUUGAGCCGGCUGGACGGCAGCCUCUUCCGGUCAGCGGAGCGCCUGGUCAAGCUCUGCCUGGGGAACAACCAGCUGGCCGAGGUGGACGAGGCAGCUUUCGCCAGCCUGGAGCAUCUGCAGGUGCUGGAGCUGAACCACAACCGCUUGCAGAGGCUGAGCGUGGCCGCCCUGGCCGCCCUGCCCAGCCUGCGGGUCCUCCGCCUAGAGGGCAACCCCUGGCUGUGCGACUGCGACUUUGCCGGCCUCUUCAGCUGGCUGCAGGAGAACGCUUUCCGGCUGCCCCAAGGUCUGGGGGAGCUCUGGUGCACCCCCCCCACGGAGGAGAGCUCGGUCCCGCUCAGCGAACUGACGGAAGCCAGUUUCCAGGACUGCAAGUUCCGUCUGUCCCUGGUGGACCUCCUGAUCAUCGUCUUCUCCGGGGCGGCCGUCUCCGUGGCAGCCAUCAUCUCCAGCUUCGUUCUGGCGCUGCUGGUGAACUGUUUCCACCGAUGCACACCCAGAAAAGACGAGGAAGAAGAGGAGGAGGAAGGCUGAGCUCCCUUCUCCUCUUCCGCCUGCC
This is a messenger RNA of Thamnophis elegans (Western terrestrial garter snake), 883 nucleotides long. It is a transcript of the gene LRRC38, whose product is annotated as leucine rich repeat containing 38. The transcript has 2 exons. Gene Ontology annotation, cellular component: voltage-gated potassium channel complex. NCBI's taxonomy places the organism in Eukaryota, Metazoa, Chordata, Lepidosauria, Squamata, Natricidae. Gene Ontology annotation, molecular function: potassium channel activator activity; transmembrane transporter binding; voltage-gated potassium channel activity. The record is from RefSeq and is a predicted model, not a curated record. Bases 1 to 858 code for a protein of 285 amino acids.